This is a messenger RNA of Danaus chrysippus (African queen), 273 nucleotides long. NCBI's taxonomy places the organism in Eukaryota, Metazoa, Arthropoda, Insecta, Lepidoptera, Nymphalidae. The record is from the annotation of a GenBank genome assembly.
AUGGACCCGCUCGCGCGGCUGAUGGAGGGCGCUCCUCUGCCGGGUGUGCUCGGGGCGACCAGGGACGCGAGGCCGAGAGGUGCUCUGGUGCAUGCCAGCCUCGCCGCCGCCCCACACCUCGGAGAUAAGAAGGGGAGACACCUUACAGGAACGUUCUGCCUCACCGGAGACACUAUGGAAGGGAUCAUACAGUGCCUCGUCUUUUUGAAGGCUUUUUCGGUAAGUUGGACUUUGGACGAAACUACAGUCAAAGCUGUUAAAUCAGGAUUAUAG